UUGGGUUUGGGCUGGAGUUGGCACCAGCAGRGAGAGCGCGAGCCUCAUGUGCCGCUUUCCGUCACCUCCCAGGAAGCGCCACGACUCCGUGGACGAGUCGCCGCCGAGGCGGCCGCGCCACGACUCCCCCGAGCCGUCCCCGGCGCGGCAGGGCCAGCGCCACGACUCGCCCGACUUGUCCCCGCCACGGAGGGCACGGCACGACUCUCCGGAGCCGUCCCCUCCGCGCCGGCAGCGCCACGACUCGCCCGACCUGUCUCCCCCUCGAAGGAAACGACACGACUCUCCGGAGCCGUGUCCCGUGCAGCGCCAGCACCACGAUUCCCCCGACCUGUCUCCACCUAGAAGGAAGCGCCACGAUUCCCCCGACCUGUCUCCACCACGGAGGCCACGGCACGACUCUCCGGAGGCGGCUCCUCCCCGGCGGCAGCGCCACGACUCCCCUGACUUAUCCCCGCCGCGGCGGCCGCGCCACGACUGCCCUGAGCUCUCUCCCAGGAGAGGCAGUUCAGCGGCGGGCAGAAGGGCCGGCCGGCCCGCGGACGAGUCGCUGCCAGGCCGGGGCCGGGGGGAGGCAGCUCCCGGCAAGGCCGGCGUCGCUGACAAGGCCCCGUCGCGUCACAGGCGGGAGGCCACUCCUGACCUGUCCCCUCCUCGGAGAAGCAGACACGAUUCUGAGCUCGAGCUGUCGCYGCCGCGGAAGAGGAGGCCGGGCAGGAGCAGAGGCGCCUCUCCAGGCCCCGGGCAGCUCGGGCAGGUUCCGUCGCCGCCGCGGCGCGCCAGACACGGCUCGGGCUCCUCGUCUCCGCGCCGCAGUUCCCGCAACGCCUCCGACUCGGACGCCUCUCCGCAGCGGGGCAGUCGCAGGCAGCGUCCGUCACAUCGCAGCUCCCCGGGGCGCGGGGCUCCCGGCACGAGCCGCAGCAGCGCUGCCCACUCCGACACGUCGCCGCCGAGCGCGAAGGAGCCGCGCGGCCCGCGGAGUCCUCCUCGGCCCUCGCCGCCUCGCCACCGCGGCACCGAGGGCUCCGCCAACAAGGCAAACGCGAUGGCAUCGGGGGUGAAGUCGGGCCUGGUGCCRGCAGACGUGCUGCGCAGGGAGCAGCAGGAGCUCAGGAGACACGAGAAGAGCAACAAGCCCUUGGAAGAGGAAUCCCAGCACUCCGAGACCGUCUUCCGGGACAAGUCUGGCCGCAAGAGGGACCUCGUGCAGGAGCGGCUGGAGCAGAGGCUGCGCGAUGAAGCGAAAGCCGAGAGGGACGAGCAGUAUGCCCGCUGGGGCAGAGGGUUGGCUCAGGGGCGGCAGCAGCAGCAGAAYGUGGAAGACGCCCUCAAGGAGAUGGAGAAGCCCUUGGCGCGCUACAUUGACGACGAGGACCUGGACCGCAUGCUGCGGGAGCGGGAGAGAGAAGGGGACCCCAUGGCGGAGUUCAUCAAGAAGAGGAAGGCUGAGGAGAGCAAGGACAAGAAAGAGAAACCUCGGUACAAGGGACCACCGCCUCCGCUCAACAGGUUCAACAUCUGGCCUGGCCAUCGCUGGGAUGGGGUGGACAGGUCCAACGGGUUCGAGCAGCAGCGCUUCGCGCGCAUCGCCGACAAGCGGGCGCUUCAGGAGGUGGCCUACAAGUGGAGCGUGGAGGACAUGUAGCGAGAUGGGGACGGCGCC
Molecule: messenger RNA, 1666 nt
Organism: Nothoprocta perdicaria
Lineage: Eukaryota; Metazoa; Chordata; Aves; Tinamiformes; Tinamidae
Gene: BUD13
Product: BUD13 homolog
Exons: 7
Coding region: 47-1648 (533 amino acids)
Biological process (GO): mRNA splicing, via spliceosome
Cellular component (GO): U2-type spliceosomal complex; RES complex
Molecular function (GO): RNA binding
Source: RefSeq, a predicted model, not a curated record